GUAUACAUAUAGCAUCAUACAUUAUUUGUAAUUACUGUUUUUUUUCUUAUAUUUGUCUUGUUUUAUUUCUCUCCUCUUUUGACGAUUCUACACUAAGCCUCCUUUUUCCUUCGGGGAAUGCUCCAGAACUUUAUAUGAGUGACACAAUUAUGUGUAUUCCCACAUUUAUAUUCAUUUGUUUAGUCAACACCAUAUUUUUUCUAUUUUAUUUGUUUAUUGUAUUUAUGAAUUGUGUCCCCUUUUUUGA
This is a messenger RNA of Plasmodium reichenowi, 247 nucleotides long. Its product is annotated as putative membrane protein. Lineage: Eukaryota; Apicomplexa; Aconoidasida; Haemosporida; Plasmodiidae. The record is from RefSeq and is a predicted model, not a curated record. The annotation marks the transcript as partial. The transcript is spliced from 3 exons.